UCAAUGAAUGUGCGAUGCGGGUGUGCGUGCGGUGAGACUGUGAAGAUCGAGCCCACGUAUUCAAGAAACCCAAAGGCGUAGCUUACACGCGCGCCUCAUAUUCUACACGCCUCUCCGACGAAUCCCACAGCUUGUUCGCUCACCCUCGAACCCGCAUGUCAUAGGCCUCAAAGGGCGGCCCUUCUCUCGUCCUGGCCCCGGUGCCGUCACUUGCCCCUCCUCCGUGCCUCCCCCCCUGACACCCGACGCGGAUCUUCGCCAUGGCAUCCGCCGUCUUCUUCCUAGAUCUCAAGGGCAAGACCCUGCUUGCCCGGAAUUACCGCGGGGACAUUCCCAUGUCUGCUGUCGAGCAGUUCCCGAUAUUGCUCAGCGAUGCCGAGGAGGAAUCCUCAGCAGUGCCUCCCUGCUUCUCCCACGAAGGCAUUAAUUACCUCUACAUCCGGCACAACAACCUCUACCUGCUCGCACUCACGAAGCGCAACACCAACGCCGCCGAGAUCCUUCUCUUCCUCCACAAGAUUGUCGAGGUGUUCACGGAAUACUUCAAGGCGCUCGAGGAGGAGUCGAUCCGCGACAACUUUGUCAUCAUCUACGAGCUCCUCGACGAGAUGAUGGACUUUGGCUACCCGCAGACGACCGAGUCCAAGAUCCUACAGGAGUACAUCACGCAGGAGUCGCACAAGCUGGAGAUCCAGGCGCGGCCGCCCAUCGCCGUCACCAACGCCGUGUCGUGGCGGUCCGAGGGCAUCCGGUACCGCAAGAACGAGGUGUUCCUCGACGUGGUCGAGUCGCUCAACCUGCUCGUCUCGUCCAAGGGCAACGUCCUGCGGUCCGAGAUCCUGGGCGCCAUCAAGAUGAAGUGCUACCUCUCGGGCAUGCCGGAGCUGCGGCUGGGGCUCAACGACAAGGUCAUGUUCGAGUCGACGGGCCGCACGACGCGCGGCAAGGCCAUCGAGAUGGAGGACGUCAAGUUCCACCAGUGCGUGCGGCUGUCGCGGUUCGAGAAUGACCGCACCAUCUCCUUCAUCCCGCCCGACGGCGAGUUCGAGCUCAUGUCGUACCGUCUCAACACGCAGGUGAAGCCGCUCAUCUGGGUCGAGUGCAUCGUCGAGUCGCACAGCGGCACGCGCAUCGAGUACAUGCUCAAGGCCAAGGCCCAGUUCAAGCGGCGCAGCACGGCCAACAACGUCGAGAUCGUCGUGCCCGUCCCCGAGGACGCCGACUCGCCGCGCUUCCGCACCGGCAUCGGCAGCGUCCACUACGCCCCCGAGCGCAGCGCCAUCGUCUGGAAGAUCAAGCAGUUCGGCGGCGGCAAGGAGUUCCUCAUGCGCGCUGAGCUGGGCCUGCCCAGCGUCAGCGGCGACGACGAGCGCGGCGGCGGCAUGACCGGCGGCUUCGGCGGAAGCAUGGGCGGCGUCGGCGCGAAGGGCGCGAAGAGGCCCAUCCAGGUCAAGUUCGAGAUCCCCUACUUUACCACGAGCGGCAUCCAGGUGAGGUACCUGAAGAUCACGGAACCGAAGUUGCAAUAUCCGUCACUACCAUGGGUUCGUUACAUCACCCAGUCAGGCGACAUUGCUGUUAGGUUGCCAGAUUCCGUAUGAGGGAGCACUGUGGAUGUGGCCCAGAUACCACAAGAAGUGUUUUUUUUUUUUUUUCCAAGGGGGAAGGGCGCCAGCCAAGUCACAUUCCACACGGGCGAAGAGACAAAAAGUUGAAGCAACCUUGCCACCAUAUGAGUGAGGUCCUUGCGAUGGAGUGGGGGAUCUAGUUGUUUAAGAGCUAGUACAUCAGAACAGGGGGGCCCUGGUUGAAGUUCAGGUAGAAUUACAAGUACCUCCCACAAGAGCAAAGAGUCAAUCAAAACUGGAGUUCGGCGCCGUUCAACAUG
Messenger RNA from Phialemonium atrogriseum, 1888 nucleotides. Its product is annotated as AP-1 complex subunit MU-1. Bases 261 to 1601 code for a protein of 446 amino acids. Gene Ontology annotation, biological process: vesicle-mediated transport; intracellular protein transport. The transcript is spliced from 4 exons. Gene Ontology annotation, cellular component: clathrin-coated vesicle; clathrin adaptor complex. The record is from RefSeq and is a predicted model, not a curated record. Lineage: Eukaryota; Fungi; Ascomycota; Sordariomycetes; Cephalothecales; Cephalothecaceae. Gene Ontology annotation, molecular function: clathrin-cargo adaptor activity.